AUGGCUAGUUUUUCUAUAUCAGGUAGUACUGGUAAACAACAAUUUAUUUCUCUUCGUGGUCUUUCUCAUGAAGUUUGUGUAGCAGCUACACAACCAGAAUAUUGGCAACAGUUAACAAAAUAUUCAAGUAUUUCAAUCACAUACAAUGGCAAUUAUGUACCAGUAGAACUAGAAUCAUUUUGUAAUGAUGAAGAUGAACCAAGACUUCAUCUAAUAAUUAAAUCACAAUAUGAACAAGAUAAUAAACAAUUUGAUAUUAUUUGUACUCGAAUUCAUUAUGAUUUAAUAUCAUUUGAAAAUAAUGAUCGACCUAUUUAUGAUUCUGAUAAAAAUCAAGUGAUAGUUUUUGGUUCUUUAUUUAAUUCGCUUCCUAAUGAUAUAUUUGAUACUGAACGAUAUUUAUUAGGUCAACGAAACUGUAAUAUAAAAAAAAUAAGAAAUUCAUUAGCUUGUUCAAUAUCUGUUGAUCAAUCAAUGCCACAUAGAUAUCGUUUUACAAUUUAUCAUGAAAAACAAACUAUUAUGGAUCUUGCAGCUGUUCAAAUUCAAUCACUUGUAAGACAAGCACAAAAUCAUUAUAUAAUGAUAUAUGCUACGAAAAUUGGAAGAACUUUAAUAGGUCCUACGGAACAUAUGGAAACUUCUAUUUUAUCAUCAAAUCCAGAAACAUUUCCAUCAUUUACAUCAUUUCAACCUUUUGUUAAACGAAAACGUCUUGAAGAUGAAGAACAAGCAACAACGAUUGAUAGAAAUCAACCAAUCAUUGAUUCUGAUCAAAGUGAUGAUGAAACAAUACCCGAUGAAAGACGGUAUAAUAGUGAAGCAUUUAUUUCAAGUUCUACUUUAAAUAAUUCUCCAACAUUGGAUGAUCCUGAUAAGAUUUCAUCUCAUUUAUCAUCCCUUUUAGAUAAUAUUUUUCAUGUUAAGCUCUAA
Messenger RNA from Rotaria sordida, 933 nucleotides. The record is from the annotation of a GenBank genome assembly. Lineage: Eukaryota; Metazoa; Rotifera; Eurotatoria; Philodinida; Philodinidae.